CUAUAUGAUAUUGUGUCGUUUGUGUUCCAGGCCACUGCUGUUUCAGACCAGCGAGCUGAUAGCCAGCAGUCCAGCUGUGGGUGACCUGAUCCCCUACAGCACCCUGCUGCAUUUCUUCUUCACCAGAGCGCCAUCUGAGCUCAAGUCCCCUCACCAGAGAGCAGAGUGGUCCAUCGCCCGUUACUCCCAGUGGCAGGAUGAUCAUCCCUCUGAGAGAGACAGGCUCACUCUCAUCAGGGGCGCUCUGGAGGCCUAUGUGCAGUCAGUGAGGGCUCGCCAGGGGAAGGAGUUUGCUCCCAUCUAUCCCAUCAUGCUCCAGCUGUUACAGAGAGCCACCAGUGGCUCACAGGACAUGCGAGUCUGAGGAGGACGACACAGCGUCAUAGUAUCUGAGCAUGAAGUGUGCUCCAGGGUAUGUGGAGGCACAGGAUGUUGUGGAUGUCAUUAUGCAUUCGUACAAAAGGCCUCCAUUAUUAUUUAUGACUCUUCCAGCUGAAACGUGAUCUUUCAUACUAUUACUAUUCUGACUUGAUCAGGACACUUUGUUGUGGAGGGAUACAUGGACGUGUGUAGAUUCUCAUGAUGAACUAAACAUUUGGAUUUGCCACAUUAACUGGAUUUAUCUUUGAGUGACCAAAGCUGGAAAUCAUAAAACGUGUCCUUUUUAAUUAGGGGCCACAUUUAGAUCUGAAGUUCACAAUGAAUUCUAUUUAAACUCUUUUUUUCAGCGCUGUCAUUUACAUUUUCUGAUUCUUGGAAAGAGAUGCUAUGCGGUACCAUGAUGGAUAUUCACACACACAAUGUUCCAAGUGGUCCAAUGUAGCGUUGGUUGUUUGGAAGCAGGAGGGUUCUCCCUCGUCUCAGACUGCAGCAGCACGGCGGCGUGUUAAAGUACAGCAGGAAUCCGCGCUGUGGCCUUUCUUCCCCUCUGGAUGCAGCAAUAGCCUCCUGCUCAUGUCUUUAAAGGACGAAAUCCAAAGCUUAUUUCGAUCGCUUUUUGAUUUAGAAUCAAA
Anarrhichthys ocellatus (wolf-eel) is the source of this 1013-nucleotide messenger RNA. Its product is annotated as conserved oligomeric Golgi complex subunit 5-like. Lineage: Eukaryota; Metazoa; Chordata; Actinopteri; Perciformes; Anarhichadidae. Gene Ontology annotation, biological process: intra-Golgi vesicle-mediated transport. The coding region runs from base 5 to 364 and encodes 119 amino acids. Gene Ontology annotation, cellular component: COG complex. The transcript has 3 exons. The record is from RefSeq and is a predicted model, not a curated record.